AUGGCCAACUCUGCUGCAGAGCAGAAGCUGGCUGGCCGGCCUCAGCCAGCGAUUCUUUUGUCGUCCCUAAAAGGUUCAUCAUCAUCAUCAUCAUCUUCUUCUUCUUCUUCUCCGUCACUUUCUAAACCAGCAACACCCGAAAAUGAACUCACUCCGUCUGUCUCUGCCCUGAAGGAAAUGAGUCGAAAGUCUCGCUCCGGCUCAGGCUCUUCCCACUCUACUUCCGCGGACUCACCGUCUACCCCCGUCGCGGUCGAUAUUUCCAUGUCGACACAGCUCAGUAUGAUGCCUGUCAAAAAGCACAGACGAGAUGAAAACACUCUCAUCUCAACCUCCAAUACCUCACCAAGUGAGCCCACCGCUAAUACCUCGUCGAUUCAAACUGCAACUACUUUGAAUAUCCCAGCCAAAUUGAUCACCAAGCGCAAGUCAUGGGCAGAUGUUCUUCGCCUACCAGCCGAACAAGAUGUCGCCAUCGAAAGCGCCAUGGCUUCACCAUCUGAAUAUUUCGAUGCUAAACAAAGUCCAAGAUCCUCGCCUGAGACAUCCGGUCCUUCUAAGGAAUCUACACCCACCAACAACAAGAAGCUUGGUUCUAUCGAGCUCACUCCAACUCACUCUCACACGGAGCCAGCCACUUCCAGCUCCUCUUCACCGGGUGGCCAAAACGUCCCGAAACAUGCGAAGAGUGACAUGUCCACUGGCUCGAACUCGUCCGGUAAGUCAGCCAAAUCCACCAAGCUCCGCAAAAGCGUCGUGAUCAGUCCGUCUGCUGUCAGAAAUGCCCCAAGAGGCAAGAAGAACAAGAAAAUCUGGAGGAAGCGCCAGGUCACGGAUCAGCUUCCCUCAACCGACAGCUCGCGCACCGUUUCGCCCAAAAAGGACGAGAAUAACGGCAAGAACGAGAAGGCUGAACAGACUGAGAAGAGCUACAAGACCGAGCAGCCUGAACAGGCCGAGGAGAACGAAAAUCUCCCGAACUACCCAAGCGCUGAUGUUGAAGCUCUAGAUCUCGGCAAGUUUGACGAGCAGCCAGUAUUGCCAGUUGAGGCUGAUAGCCCUAGCAUCGUCGAGAACCUUCGAAGUCAAUUCGGCAAUCCAGCCUAUUCCGACAUUCAGAUCCUUGUAGGAUCCCAAGAAUCUCAGCAUGUUCCAAACUUCGGGCCUGGCUCAAACUACGAGGUCUUUUAUGUACACAUGCCCAUUUUACAUCUCAGCCCCUUCAUGCGUCAGAUGAUCCAGGCAAAAGCAUACGGAAGCAAUGAUGGCCUUCGCUACAUUCAUGUCAUCUGCGGUUCUUCCUUCAAUUUGAUUCCAGCUUUCAGUAUGGCGCUUCAGUACAUGUACAGUACACCUCUCAUUACAACCGAAACCAUAUGGGAAGUGGUGUUGAGCAGCGCAAACCACGGCCUAGUCUAUGGCAGGACCGUCUCGGAGUUUCAGCCGGGGAUCGCUAUGGUACAUUUUUCACUGUGCUACGCUGUGUCGGGCGUGUUUCUGAAUCUGCAUGAAGUCACCAAGAGAGGUAUGGAGCUUGCACAUGGUCUUCUCGCAUGGAACACAGUCGAGCUGUUUCUCCGAUUUGGCAUGGCUUCCUCGGCCUACAUGUUAACCUGCCCCGAGCUGUGCGACGAGUUGAUCAGUUCUCUGGCUCCCAGUACUAGCAAUGCCGAAUGGCCACCCAAGGUCAGCAUGAGUCACAUUACGGAAUUCAAUGAGAAGUGGCCGGGAUUGACCACCAACUUGGCGUUGGAAUUCAUCGCAAGUGCAAUCACAGCCGAUUUCGUGGUCUAUGAACGAGCCCAGUCCAGGUUCGCGCCCUCUCGCAUCCCGGGCCCUCUAUGGACUCUUCCAAACUCCCAAUGCUCGGACCCAGGACUGGAGAGUAUCAAAUUCGGAAGCUUCCCCUCAUACGCAGAGACUGCCCCGACCGACGAAGCCGUUCUUGUUACAUCCGCCAUGCUUUUGACUUUGCCGUUUUCGACAUUCGCAAUGCUCCUCGCCAUCCUCAAAAGACGCGGAGCGGCGCGAAUGGAGUUGAUUUCUGAAGCGGUCCACUUGCGCGAGGCGCGCCGUUUGCAAGCAGUCAGACAAUACCAGGAUCGAGUCUGGCCCCCUGGCACCCUCUACGAGCCGGGUCUGGAAGAGCUCGCAUAUCGCGAGGCCGUCGUGUACGAAGACUUGAACGCCACCCCGAACACCGACAUUCCACAAGCAUCGGUGAUGCGUGUCUGGGUAGGGCUAUCCCACCCAAAGAUGGAGGCGCUCAAGCGAGCCCACGAAGAGGAGACGAAGGAGGAGGAGUAA
Messenger RNA from Penicillium manginii, 2307 nucleotides. RefSeq lists its product as uncharacterized. The transcript has a single exon. Bases 1 to 2307 code for a protein of 768 amino acids. Lineage: Eukaryota; Fungi; Ascomycota; Eurotiomycetes; Eurotiales; Aspergillaceae. The record is from RefSeq and is a predicted model, not a curated record.